ACCACCGGCAGUAGCUAGAAAGGGAGCUAAGAGGGACCGCAUUUUUCCUUUCCUCUCAAGUCUCGAGUCUGAAGCAUCAAUCUUUCAAUAAUUUCAAAUCGAACAACCUACUAAUGUAAUUAGGAGUUAUUUUUUACAAUUGAGAUUUGAACCCUACGGUAAGACUUGUUUGGGUCCAUUAUUAAAUCAUUAAUUGAUCCAUGGCAUAUGCAUCUUGACUUUCAGGUAACAGGCUUCUCUGAGGAUCUUCUCAUCUCUUGUUUGGCUGCCGACAAGGGACUCUUUGCUCCCCGCUCUCUUUUCGCUUGGUACUAUAGUGUAUGGUUGACGACGAGGGACACCAUGAAUCUGUGAGUUAGAGAGAAGCUGAUGUGGCCUGUUGUGACUGAUGGAUUCAAAAUACUGCUAACGGGCUUUUGCGACGUACAACUAACUUUCUGUUAAUAAUGAGUGACAUUUAUUUACACUCAUUUGUUAUUAUUCUUUUUAAAUAUAAAUUUAUCAAUAUAAA
This is a messenger RNA of Rubroshorea leprosula, 511 nucleotides long. NCBI's taxonomy places the organism in Eukaryota, Viridiplantae, Streptophyta, Magnoliopsida, Malvales, Dipterocarpaceae. The record is from the annotation of a GenBank genome assembly.